Molecule: messenger RNA, 1656 nt
Organism: Candidozyma haemuli
Lineage: Eukaryota; Fungi; Ascomycota; Pichiomycetes; Serinales; Metschnikowiaceae
Exons: 1
Coding region: 1-1656 (551 amino acids)
Biological process (GO): protein ubiquitination; Ras protein signal transduction
Cellular component (GO): cytoplasm
Molecular function (GO): ubiquitin protein ligase activity; zinc ion binding
Source: RefSeq, a predicted model, not a curated record
AUGGUCGGCACUGAUAUAUAUCGAAUACAAAUAGACUUCACAGCAAGAGACGAGUCGACCACCGAAGAAGACCAACAUUUUGUUCACAGUCCAACUUUCGAUUACCGUUAUUCUCCAAUCUCUGUGGUGAGCAUAGAUCCUCCCACGAUGCAAGCAGACGCUGUGCCCAACGAGCCACUAAGGGCCAAGCAGCUUGGGAAGGGUGUGAUUAAGUUAUAUCGUGACUUUGAUGAUGACGAUCAAGAACUUCUGCUGAAAUCGCUUGUCUCCAGCACAAGCGAUCAAACCAUGCUUUCGAUCAUUGCCUUGCCCACAUACUUCACGGCUACCGACCUUUUAGGGUAUAUUGGAGACCAUCAUAUGGAGCAUAUUACACAUAUAAGGAUUCUACGAAGUGAAAAGGCCAACAGGUUUUUGGUUCUUCUCAAAUUUGAUGAUGUUCUACGGGCAGCUGAGUUUCAGUAUCACUUCGAUGGCAAGCCUUUCAACUCAAUGGAGCCCGAAGCGUGUAACGUUGUAUAUGUGAAGUCAGUCGUCACAACAGGGUCAUACGAAGUGCCAGCUAAAGACACGCUUAUACCGUUUUUGCUUGAGGAUCCAUUCACCAGCCAGCCUGAUGAUACGAUCACGCCUAUUGAACUCCCUACAUGCCCAGUGUGUCUUGAGAGACUUGAUUUUGAAGUUUCAGGUCUCCUUACAAUCCCAUGUCAACAUACGUUUCACAGCAACUGUCUUUCGAAAUGGAGGGAUGAUACCUGCCCCAUUUGUCGUUACACCAACAGUGUACUGAACCAAAACAUCAAGAGGUCAGUCAGGAGACUACUGCAGAUCAAUUCUAGAAUGCAGAUGCAGCAGCAUGACCCAGGUGAAGAAGGUACAAGUAGUACCAGCUCGGCGGACGUUUGCAUGGACUGCCUGGUAACUACUAACUUAUGGGUAUGUUUAAUCUGUGGAAACGUAGGCUGUGACAGGUAUGCGCCUGACCAGCAUUCUUUAAAGCAUUUUGUGGAAACAGGCCACUGUUUUGCGAUGGAGCUUCAUACUUCGAGAAUCUGGGAUUACGCUGGAGACCGCUAUGUUCAUCGUCUAGUAACCACAGAAGAGGAUGGUAAAAUCGUCGAGUUACCAGAAAAGGAUAACACACACCCGAAGCUGAAUAAAGAUGAUGACAAUGAAGAAUAUUCAGAAUUGCUUCUUAGUCAGCUUAUCAGUCAAAAGGAAUACUACGAGUUAUUGCUUCAUGAGAAGAGUCAGAACGGAAAUCAACGAGGGAGUCCAGUAGCCACCGACCAAGGCUCUUCCAAAGUGAAAGAAUUGGAGUCAAAAGUCGAUGAGCUUAGUGAGCAGCUCAAGAAGUUAUCUGCCAACGUGAUUCCGGCGCUCAACCUGAAGAUUGAUUUGAAGACCAAAUCUCUUCGAAUUGCAGCUUCUGAACUCAACGAGGCAAACAUAUUGAACGAGGGAUUAUCGGCCAAGGUAGACCAUCUAUCACAGGAAAACGCAAAGCUCAAAGAGAGUAAUACUGAUCUAAGUGAUCAAGUAAAAGAUCUCAUGUUCUACUUGGAAGCGCAGGCAAAAUUCAAGGACCAGCCUGAAGAUGUCACGGAAGGCCAGGUGAUCAUGAAACCAAAGAGGAAUAACAAAAAGAAGAAAUAG